AUGCUGAUCCUUUGCAGCGCUGCCAAGCUCCUGGAGAAGAGUCCAUUCUCUGUUGGCGCCCCGAGCCCCCUGCUCCCCUCGCCGGCGAGCCUGCAGCUGGCGCAGCUCCAGGCACAGCUCACGCUCCACAGGCUGAAGUUGGCUCAGACUGCCGUCACCAACAACCCAGCUGCUGCCACUGUCCUCAACCAGGUGCUCUCCAAAGUGGCCAUGUCGCAGCCACUCUUCAACCAGCUGAGGCACCCCACGGUGAUGAGCGCCCCGCAGGGCCACGCUGCAGGCCCACCCCAGGGGCCAGGCAUCGCUGGCUCGAGGUUCCCCUCUGGUGGCAUUGCCUUUCCUGGCCAGAGCCCGGCCUUAGCUGCCCCAGGGGGAGGUCUGGGAGCCGUCCAGGCCCAGGCGCCCAACGCAAUUGUCAUGAAUCCCUUUGGAAGUGUCAUGGCUCCGACCUCUGGCCAGCAACCCGUGGUGGUGGGUCUCAACAAGGCAGGUGCUUCCACAUCUACUGCUGCAGGGGGCUUUUAUGAGUACAGCAAGCAAAACGCUGUCACUGCCACUUCUCAGGUGUUCGCCUCAGAGGGGGAACAGUCCAGCCAGCACGGCUUCCUUGCUGGUGGCAGCCACACUGCCACCCCAACAGCAGGGCCGCGCUACGAGAGUCACUUUGGGGCUCCCGGCCAGCUGCAGCACGAGGCGGCAGCGACGUUUCCCAAGGAGUCCUACGGGGCAGCAGCACAGCACGGUGCAGCACGGGCCUUCCCCAGCGACCCACACACGGGCUCCCAUCCGAAAGGAGAUCCCGGCCCUGUCUUGCAUGGCAGCAGUACAAGCAACCAGUGGGAAAAUAUCCCUAAUUUCCCCAGCCAAAACAAGUCUGACCUCAUGCCCGGCGACAGCCUGUGGCCGUCAGCGAGUCAGCAGCAGUAUGAAAUAAGAAACGAGCUGUACAACCCCGAAGAGCCGACACCUGACACAAAGUUCAGCACGGCCGCCCCCCCCGCCUUCGGCCGCCUCAACCACAGCGCGCAGAGCUUCGGCAGCCCUCGCAUGAGGCAGAAGGAGGAGCGCAGUGGCGGCACGCCCGAACUGCCCACCCGCUCCCUGCCGCCGCACCAGCUUGGCGACCUCCGCGGCGUGGCCCCUCUCCACUUCCCCCACAUCUGUGCCCUGUGCGACAAGAAGAUCUUCGAUCUGAAGUUUCCCCAGAGGAAAUCUACGUUGGGUCGAGUUGUUCACAUUUGCAACCUCCCCGAGGGAAGCUGCACAGAGAAUGAUGUCAUUAACCUGGGCCUCCCAUUUGGAAAGGUCACCAACUAUAUCCUCAUGAAAUCUACCAAUCAGGCCUUUCUGGAAAUGGCUUACAGUGAAGCAGCCCAAGCCAUGGUACAGUACUACAAAGAAAAACCUGCCAUGAUAAAUGAUGACAAGUUACUUAUUAGAAUGUCUAAAAGAUACAAGGAAUUACAGCUGAAGAAACCAGGUAAGAAUGUGGCUGCUAUAAUCCAGGACAUCCACUCACAGAGGGAGAGGGACUUGCUGCGUGAAGUGGACAGGUACGGCACUGAGAGGCCCCGCUCCCGCAGCCCCAUAAGCCGCUCGCUGUCACCUCGGUCCCACACGCCCAGCUUCACUUCCUGCAGUUCACCACACAGCCCGCUGGGGACCAGCAGGACCGACUGGGGAAAUGGGAGAGACGCAUGGGAUCAGUCCCCCUAUUCUCGACGGGAAGAGGAAAGAGAUAGCAGAGAAUGGCGAGAGAAUGGGGACGAGAAGAGGGACAGGACUGACACGUGGGUACACGAGAGGAAACAUUAUUCCCGACAACUGGACAAGUUUGAUUUGGAUGAACGGCUUGAAGGAGGCAGAGGACACCGAGAAAAAUACUUAAAGACUGGUUCCCCUGGGUCCCUUCACCCUUUAUCUGGCUACAAGAACAGGGAAGAUGACUAUUAUCGAAAAUCCUCUAAGUCAAAAUCUGACAAGUUUCAGAGGCAGCUGCAGGAUUUACCUGGGAGAUCUAAGAGAAAGGAAGAGGCAAAGUUAAGGGAACGCAGGCAUUCUUACAGCGAGGACACUGCCAGGGAGGAUGCAGCUGAACAGAAGCACAGCAAAUCAUCCGAGGGCUCCAGGCAAAAACAAAGUGAUAAGAAUAAGGUGAAGAAAGCUGAAAAAGACCAAGAAGAUGCUACUGCUGAAGGCAGUGAUGUAAAGGAAACCAAACCUCCUGAGAACGAGCUUGAAAAAGAGGAGCAAGUUCCAGUGAAGAGCUCACCUUCAGAUAAUAAACAAGGAAAAGAAUCUGGAGAGAUUCUGGAAAACACAAGGAAAGAGAAGGACCGAGACUGGGAGAGCGGAAGUGAAAUAGAAGGUGAGACCUGGUAUCCUGCUAACAUGGAGGAAUUAGUCACAGUAGAUGAAGUGGGAGAAGAUGAUUUAAUUAUGGAGCCUGAUAUAACUGAGCUUGAAGAAAUAGUCCCAGUUGAUCAAAAAAAUAAAGCUGCUUCAGAAAUGUGUCCCUGUAUGUCAACCAUGUUAGAACUGAAAAAUGAUCACAGCCACUUAACAAGAAGUAAAGACAAAUUUGCCCAUAAAGCUUUAGAAACAAACUUCAGAACAGCAAAGGGCAAUGCAGCUUCUAGUGGCUGUCAGGAAGAUGAUGAGGAUGAUGAUAAUGAUGAUGCUGUAACUGAAGCAUCAAGCCUAAAUCUGGACCCUGAACAGAAGCCAGAGGAAUUGAAAGAAGACCAAUCUGCUAAGGAGUCUGAUUGCCAGCAGAAGGAAGGAAAAAUUGAUAAGAGCUCCGACACUCGUUUAGAGCCUGAAGAUCACCAAAUACCUUCUGUUCAUCUGAAAGAAGAGACUCUCCAGCUCCCUGAUACAUUUAUAGAUGAUUACAAACAGAUGGGAUCACAAGAAGCUGAGAGCAGAGAAGUUACGGAAAUGCUCAUUAAAAACGCUAGUGAAGAAACAAGACAUGGAAGCCAAGAGUGUCCAGAGGCCAAGGCAAAUUCUAGGUACUUGGAAAUGAGAUCUCUGGAAUACCCGGAGGUAGAGCCUAAACAAAGGCCCUCUGCAGCAGGCUGGGAACAAGAGGACGUCUUCACCGAGCUCAGCAUUCCCCUGGGUGUGGAAUUUGUGGUGCCUAGAACUGGGUUUUACUGCAAGCUCUGUGGGCUCUUCUAUACAAAUGAAGAGACAGCAAAGACAAGUCACUGCAGGAGUACUGUUCACUACAAAAAUCUCCAGAAGUAUCUAUCCCAGCUUGCAGAAGAGAGCCUGAAAGUGAAGGAAGAAGGCAGCCCUCUGCCUCAGGAUGACACUGGCAUUGUUCCUCAUUUUGCAAAGAAAAAACUAUGAUGCUGAUCAACUGGAAGAGCUGUAAUGAGUGAAUGCUGAUACAUUUUGUUUUUUUUUUUUUAAUUUCUAUGAUAUAACUGUCAAUUUGCACUGUACAGAGGAGGGGAAAUAAAGAGCAUGUUCCAUGCAUCUAUGCCCAGAGUGCCAUUAAAAACCAAAAUGCCUGAAACUGUUUCCCACGGUGAAGCAAUGCUGGCAUAUCUGUUAGAAGUGGAGCAAUUCUUUCUCACACUCUGCGUGCUGGGAGUGGUUUCCUAGAUUAAAUCAGAAUUCUCAGGGAUUCUUAAAGUUUUAGUUCUGAUGUAACAUGUCAGGUCAGGUGGAGUACUUAGCAGCACUCAGCAUCCUCCAGUGGACGCUGGAAGGAAAGGAGAUGUGACUAUUUAUAGGCUUUAAUGUUGCUUAAAAUAUCUUCAGCCAUUUCACUCAUUGCCCCAGUGAAAACUAGGAUUUGCAUUGGAUAUCUAAAACCAUUUUGCAAAAACUAGUGAGUAGAUGGCAUAAUGUAAACCCCAUCAGCACCCACCUCCAUGUCUUAGAGCUUGGUGGAAUGACAAAUGUUUGUGUUGUCAAGCACUGACUGUACACUGCCAGUGUUGUGCCAAUUCCGGGGGAGCCACAGUCUGUCCCAGGGACCUCAGAGCCUGAACCCAGCACAGCAAGAGCAGUUCAAAUGCACGUGCUGACAGCCAGCCUGCUCUGGUUUCAGCAUUUUCCAUGGUGUGGUCAGGGUGUUCUCCAGGGACCGUUGUGUUUGAAACUCUUCUUUUUGAUAAUUCUAAAGGGUGCCAACUUUGAGUCUUACAGACUUGAAACUCUCAUGAGAGGCUUUUUAAAGUGCCACAUGUUUGGACCAUGUCUCUUUUAGACAUUUUAUUCAAGUUCCUUGCUUUUGGGGUCUUUUUGUUUUAUUUAAAGCUUGCUUUUCCUCAGCUUGGCAGCGUUGAAUUUUCCUGGUUUUUAUGGAAAGAUGCCAGAUUUCUAAUAUUGUUUUUGUAUUUUAUUUCCCUGAAUUUUUUAAGGUGAAUACAACAACUGAUGGCUCAUGGAGCACUGCACUAAGAACACAGGAUGCACCAGCAGCUCUGGCAUUAUUAUGACCUAUUGUUUCUGCACAGUUGUUGCUUAGUAUUUUGCAAAGUCCCUUUGAAAUGCACUGUACAAGUUUCUGGUUCAUUUCAAUAGGGCUUUGUGUACUAAAGUGAAUAUGCAUGCAAACCAUUGCCAGGAUUGAUCCCAGAGUUUAUAAAAUGCCCUGUGCAAUCUGGGCUGAUGGGGAUUUGCAGGCAUUUCCAUUCUUUGCCUGACUCUAAUAUUCAUCACAGUAUGUUCUGUAAAAAUUGCUGGUACUGGAUGUCCUCUUUAGAUGUUGUGCAGAGGAAACAGUUUCCCAGAAGGUUCUAGCUUUCCCUAAGAGUGACAGGGAUGUUGCACAAUAUUGCAAAGUGGCUAAAUUGCCAAAACUGCUUCCACCAAAGUAUUUGUUCCAUUUUGUCUUGUGCCAGCAGCUGUGCUCGUUCUCUGUAGUACACUGUAGCCAGGCAGUGUCUCUCAGAGGUGCCUGGUGUUGUUGCCUGAAGCCCUGUUCCAUUCCAUGGCCUGUGCUUUCCACUUAUUUUUACCAGAGAAGCAAGUGCUGAUUCACGAGCUGCUGCUAUAUUUCAGCCAUCAGCACAACUCUUCCCAAACCCCUUCUGUGAGGUCUGAUCUUAAAACCAGCAGUGAGAGUCUGGUUGAAUUGAAAACUACUUGAGCACUAAGGCUUUCAGCAAAGACUACCCACUGAAACAAAGAAGAAUCACUUUCCUGAAAUGGAAGGGACCAAGUCAUGUAUUCAACCUCUUUCAAUACAAUUCUGUGAUCUUUUGGAGCCUUUGAAUUCUUCUUUAUCUACAAA
Haemorhous mexicanus (house finch) is the source of this 5254-nucleotide messenger RNA. It is a transcript of the gene RBM20, whose product is annotated as RNA binding motif protein 20. The transcript is spliced from 12 exons. Lineage: Eukaryota; Metazoa; Chordata; Aves; Passeriformes; Fringillidae. Gene Ontology annotation, biological process: regulation of RNA splicing. Gene Ontology annotation, cellular component: nucleus. Gene Ontology annotation, molecular function: mRNA binding; zinc ion binding. The record is from RefSeq and is a predicted model, not a curated record. The coding region runs from base 1 to 3357 and encodes 1118 amino acids.